Tremella mesenterica DSM 1558 is the source of this 2217-nucleotide messenger RNA. RefSeq lists its product as uncharacterized. Gene Ontology annotation, biological process: activation of GTPase activity. Lineage: Eukaryota; Fungi; Basidiomycota; Tremellomycetes; Tremellales; Tremellaceae. The record is from RefSeq and is a predicted model, not a curated record. The transcript is spliced from 10 exons. Gene Ontology annotation, molecular function: GTPase activator activity. The coding region runs from base 1 to 2217 and encodes 738 amino acids.
AUGAAAUUCCUCAGCGCGUUCGAUACCACCAUCCCACCAAGUCGGACCAUGACCGGCACUCCGGCGGAGGCAAGACUCUUGUACUGCAAAUCCCAUGUAUCGAUCCAUCCUACCUCACACCGCAACGAUGACAUAUCUGGAUACUUGGCCAUUGUACAAACUGACUCCCCCGUCUCCGCCCCGCUCCCAGAGUCCACCGGCUCCCUAAAGCCGCCCAAUGGGGCUAUACUAAUUUCCUGGGUCCCGAAUGAACUGUUGGAGCAAAUGAAUGAACAAGAUCGGGAGAGCUACAAGCGAUCGCGUGGAGCCGAGCUUUGGCUUGUAAAUCCGACGAAAUCGGAUCGAGAAGUACACGAACACGCAGUAGAGGAUCCAGUACCCCCGCGGUCGACAAGCAAGUCUUCGCACACAACGUCACCGCCUGACGUGCAGCAGGCGCCUUACCCUCCCAAACCGUUCUUUCCCAACUCGUCCGUUCUUAGCCAGAAUACUCCCAAACAGACCCUUCUGACCGGCCUGUCCACCUUGACCAACCUGUCUCGAAAAACGGCUCAGCAGCUUCUAUCCCACCCUCUUGCUCAACCCAUGGUACCUCAUCUGCCACCUAUAGUGCAAAAUUUUGUCAACGCCUCGGGAGAAUGGGAACGCUCUGGUCGAAGCACUACGAAGACGGCAGGGGGCGGCGACGUGGCGAAUGAGUUUGAGGCCGCUCGACUAUACCUCGCUCGUUGGGCCCGCGUUGUGGCCGAGGAGGGGGAGCGUGCCAGGCGGAAUGAAGUGACACGCCACGCAGACCUUGCUCAAAGUGUUCGAGUGGGGUCAGAGGAUCUUGCCAGUUCGUUGGGUGUCUUCUCUCUCUUGACCAGUCCCAACUCCAAGCGCCCCAUACCCCAUCCUACUCGCAUGCCACAUCAACCUAUUACGGCCAAGGAAUGGGAUCUCUUUGCUGCACAAGGCCGAGACGAGCUGUGGGUGAGACGAGAGAUUUUCAGGCGAGGUCUUCCAAGUGCCUCUGAAGUCGGCAACGAGCACGUGAGGAGGGAAGGCUGGGAAGUUUUACUCGGCGUUGUGCCCUGGUCUGUAGGCGGGCUUGGAGGAGGAGAGGCCGGUCAACCAAAAAGACGGCAAGAGCGACACGAACUUUUGGAGAAAAAGAGGACCGAGUACGCCGUACUAAAAAAGCGGUGGCAGGAAGAGGCAGAUGCGCGGAGAACCGACUCGUGGAAAGACGAGUGGCAUCGGAUAGACGUCGAUUGCCGAAGGACUGACAGGCAACAGGCAAUCUACGCGGUUCCCGGAUCGGCGGUCGUCCAGGGGGAGGGGGAUCCUGGUACAGGAGAUCCUCGCCUCUUCUGGGAAGACGACGCUGAGGAAACAGCUGGUGACCAGGCGGGUCAAGCCACGCUCAAUCCCCAUAUCGCGGCACUGAGAACGAUUUUGAUGACGUAUCAUACCUAUCGUCCUGAGCUGGGCUACGUACAAGGCAUGUCAGACUUGCUGAGUCCCACUUACGUCGUAUUUGGAGCAAAUGAAGCCGAUGCCUUCUGGGGGUUAGUGGGGAUCAUGCAGAUGCUGGAGAGCAACUUUCUUCGUGAUCAGAGUGGGAUGAAGCACAAGCUUAGCACUUUGCAGCAGCUCAUCAGAGUGAUGGACCCGGAAUUGUAUACCCAUUUGGAACGGACCGACUCUCUCAAUCUCUUCUUCUGCUUCCGAUGGAUACUUAUCGCUUUCAAAAGGGAGUUCUCAUUCGACGUGGUGAUCAAGCUUUGGGAUAUCUUAUGGACGAAUUAUUACUCGAAUGACUUUGUUCUUUUCGUCGCAUUGGCGAUCCUGCAGAGUCACCGGGAUGUCAUCAUCCGGUACUUGACAGAAUUUGAUGAAGUGUUGAAAUAUGCGAAUGACCUCAGCGGUACAAUCGAUCUUGAUACAACCCUUGCCCAAGCUGAAGUGCUCUUUCUCGCUUUUCGGGGUUUGGUCGAGGAUACGGAUCAUGACAACGCAUUGGAUGAAUUGGGUGAAUCAACCCUACGGCGUCGCCGAUUGAGCGCAGGGCAAUGUCUUGUUGGGUGGAAGGACACGGGAUCGGGGCUAUCCGGUGAGAUGAGUCCGCAAAUGGUAUCGCCAGGGGUCACUUCGCAUCAAGCGACGACCAGAGAGGGUGUUUCUGAAAACGUCCGUGGGCUCUCCAUCAGUUCGGUCCCCAUAGGUUACGCCUGA